CUCUGAUAUCUAUUGAUCGAAUCUUCGACCGAAUCACCGACGGCAAGUGGUACCGACACUCGCGUUUCUGACGAUGUCCGGUUAGUUCGGCGCACACGAUGUUCGUAAACAUCACGGGCGUAAAUCGAAAAUUAUAAUGCGCGUCGAAAGUUGCGAUGUACGUUUUUGGACGGCGGCGGCGUUCACGUUGGCCGUCGCGCACGUUCCGCCGGUGGAAAACGCGAGGAUAUUGGCCGUGGAGACGUUCCCGGGCAAGAGCCACUGGAACUUCGUGAGCGCCGUCCUCCGAGCGCUGACGGACGGCGGGCACCACGUCACCGUGUUCACGCCGUUUCCGGAGGGCGACCGGGCCAACUACACGGAAGUGGACACGUCCGACCGUUUCGCGAAAGUCAUCGCCAUGGACCUGACGGCGCUGAAGCGGUUGUUCAGCAACCCGCUGACGAUCGUUGCGCAAACGAUGAAGAUGUUUCGGGCGGACUGCGACAGCAUUUACGGCGACCGCCGGCUGACCGAUCUGCUGGCCGACGACCCGGCCGCGCGUUUCGACGCGAUACUCAUCGAACCCGGUCCGCCGGCCUGUCUGACGUACGCCGCGGUCGGCACCGGGUUGCCGGUCGUGCACGCGGUGCCCAAUCCGAAGAAGUACUACGCGGACCGCUGGACGGACGGCGAAGUGUCGAACCCCGCGGCAGUCACCACGAUGAUGGCCCGACAGGCCGUUCCCAAAACUUUCGUGCAGCGGUUCACCAACACGCUGCUGUCGCUGUACAUCGAACUGGCCGGAGUCGUGUUCGACUCCGCGAUGUUCGCCGUCGGCACGGCGCCGCACCACGCGCACGCGCCCGUCCCGCCGUCCGUGGUGUUUAACAACGGCCAUUACAUUAGCGACGCGCCGAGGCCCGUUUCGCCGAACACUGUAAACGUGGGCGGCAUUCAUUUGAAACCGGUCGGAAGUCUACCGAAAGUAUUAUUACAAUUGUUCUGUUUUUUUUUUUUCCGGCUCGACGGCCAAACCGUUUUGCACGUUACGAACAGUCGCCAUAGUUGUCACAAUUACCGACGACUACUGUACACCAUUGGAACAGCGGUGUUAUUUUGGGGGGCCCGGUGCCGGUUUUCCGAACUGUCUACAGUUUCGUAAAAUUUUCAACAUCUCAACGACCGCCUUGAAUUCAAGUCACUCUUACAUUGAUCUACUGCCCGACGACCGUUCGACGAGGAAGGGACAACGGCAUUUUUACGGGCGAAAAAAUAACUCCGGGAAUAGCAUAAAACGCAUUGUCGAUUUGAUAUUUUAACACAAUCGACAUUAUUCAACAUAAUAUUUACAUGUAUUCUUUUUGAACCCGACGAACAACAACAUUUUACAAACCCCAUUCAACUCCGAUGGUCAAAAACGCGUUAAACGUAGACUUAUUGAAAAAUCCGAAUUUACGAUUAAAUAGACUGUACACCUCGGACGCAUGCAUUUAAAACCGUCGUUCUUUAUUUUUCGUCUUCUUCGCCUUCAUCUCAACAAUCGGGAACAACGUCGGUCAGCGACCUUCGUCUUAAACUUCCGCUUGACCGGAUCUCUCACCUCCCAUACACCGGCUGUCCUCGUAAACCUUCUCAAUCGUAUUUUUAUUUUGAUUGAAAUUCUCACGGCCAUAACUGCCGUUCAUCAUAAAUCCAUAAUAUAAUAAUAAUAAAAAAAUAAUUCUGCAUGACUUUAUAUCGUUCAUUCGACAUAUUUUCUGGGUUACAGGAUAUAUUAGAAUUCAUAGAGGACUCUCCGCACGGAGUCAUUUUGUUCACGUUCGGUUCCACUGUUUUAAUGUCUUCAUUGCCGAACCAUAUGAAAACUGUUAUUAUUGAAGCACUCGCCCAGUUACCGCAGAGGGUUUUGUUAAAAUACGAAGACGAAAUGGAAAACAAACCGGACAACGUAAUGAUCAGAAAGUGGUUGCCUCAACGUGAUAUACUCGGUAAGGCGUGCAAUCGUAUUAUGAACCGGACAGAGCAAAACUAAAAAUAGCGUAGAAUAUUCUGUGCGCAGUAAAUGGAUUAUUAAUAUAAAAAUAUACCAUAGCUUCGUUUAUUUUAUUUUAUGAUACCGUUUUUUUUUUUUUUGAUUAUUGCGACCCCGUCCAGUGCGUAUCGUGAUUUUUGUGCACCUAUGCCUAUUAUUAUUUAAAGUAAAUAAUUAUGUAAAUAAAAAAAAUGUAAAAAUAAAAAUAGAAUAAAUUAAUUAAUCAACGCGUCGCCUGGAGUAUUAUGAUAAGUGCAUUAAAAGGAAUACAAUUUUAAAUAAUCUCUCCUGUUAAAAUAAAUUAUUUCUAUAUUUUAUGUAAAACAACCAAUUUGUAUAAUUUUUUUUUUUUCUACGUAAUCCUUUAAAUUUUUCAUAUUCAGUCGCGUUUUACGUUUUGAUUGUGAUGUAUCCGAUGAUGAAUUUCGGAAAUUCGAAACCGGUCGUAUGAUACACAUAUCAUAAUACUCCAGGUGACGCAUUGAAUAAUUAAUUAAUUUUUUUUUUUUUUUAUGUAUACAUUUUUUAUUUGUAUAUUUAUUUAUUUUAUUUACUUACGAGUAUUAAUCAUUUAAAUAAUUGUGUUUUUACUUAUUAUUUUAUUGCCUAUUAUUUGAUACAAAACCAACAUUUUGCCAUCUUAUUUUUGUUUAUUAAAAGCGCACCCAAAAGUCAAACUGUUCGUAAGCCACGGGGGAAUAUCCGGAGUGUACGAAGCAGUGGAUGCCGGCGUUCCCGUCCUGGGAUUUCCGUUGUUCGCCGAUCAGCACAGGAAUAUCGACAACUUAGUCGAAGCGGGCAUGGCCAUUUCCAUGGAAUUGUUUUCCGUGACUACGGGCACGUUAUUUAAAAAUCUUGUGGAACUCGUAAACAACGAAAAGUAACGCGGCACUGAUAACGUUUUAUAAUAAAUCGUGAUUGCAAGUUUAUACGCUUUGGUAGGUACGCGAAAAACGCCAAGAUCGCUUCGGACAUAUUCAAAGACCGUCCGAUGUCACCUCAACAAUCGGUAGUUUACUGGGUGGAGUACGUAAUUCGCCAUAAAGGAGCACCGCAUUUAAAAUCGCAGGCUUUCAAUUUGACGUGGUACGAAUACUUUUUGUUGGACGUGAUCGCCGCCGUGUCAAUUUCGAUUGCGACCGUUUCUUACGCGAUUUUUAGGUUGUUCAAAAUUGUCUUUCAGUAUUCGUUUAAACGUCCACGUACCGCGAAAAUCAAACCCGAGUAAUAUAAAAUAUUACAGGUACCUAACCUGUAACUAUUUCGCUUCCGUUAUAAUAUUACACAUUGUAUAGCUUCCGUUUGUAAAUUUGCAGGUAUCUGUUUUCAUUGCGAUCAUGAUGUAACAAUAUUAUACGAACGUAUCCAUUGUAUUGCACCUAUAGUCCAUCUUAUUUCCAUAGUUAAGAGUAAUGACUAAAUGUAUAAAAUGAAAAAAACAAAUUCGAAGUUUCGAUAUUAUUCGUAUGAACCUUAGUUAGAUUAAGUUAGGUUACGUUAUUUAAAACUUUGUUCAGUAUCUACUGGAACUUUAAAAGGAAAAAAAAAAUUAAUUAUUUUCUCUUUGUUAAAUAAUGAUUAUUUAGUAAUAGCUGGAAAUCAUAAAAUAAACAAUUAUAAAUUAUUUAACGUACAAAUUAUGGCAUUUAAAAACGAUCUAAAAUUAAGUACACAAAAUCGGAAAAACACCACGACUAAAACCGUUUGUUUUUACUAAUUGAUUUAGUGUAAGCAUAUGAAAAUUCACGGCAACAUUUUAUGCAAUGCAAACUAAUAAUAAUUAACGAUAAGAAUAACUAAUACUUAUAAAAUUUUAGAUUCUGAAUGGAACGAGGAAUGUUGGUUUUACAAUCAUGUUUAUUUUUUUUUUUAUUUUGUCUAUGAAUAAUUUUUGUACCAGAAAUCUAGCUCCAAUUUACAAGUGUAACACAUUUUUUCAAAAGAAAAUCUGACUGGGAUGGUACUUUAAGGAGGUCAAUUUUUGAUCUUCUCAGAAAUGUUACCAGUUAAAGG
Cinara cedri is the source of this 4027-nucleotide messenger RNA. Lineage: Eukaryota; Metazoa; Arthropoda; Insecta; Hemiptera; Aphididae. The record is from the annotation of a GenBank genome assembly.